GAUGAAUUUGUGGAAUUUCAUCGUCACUGCUUCAGUUCUAAUAGGAAUUUCUCAAGAAAGAACAAUUUCAUACCAAGAAAUAAUUUCUUUGAAUGCUCAAUGCGGCCCUAUUGAUACUUGCAACACUACUAAUGAAAACCUUGAAGUACCAGCAAGAAGUUGUCAAUGCGACGAUUCUUGUGCAUUUUAUGGAGAUUGUUGCAUAGAUGCUCCAAAUCGACAAGCUAUGGAAAGAACGGAGACUAGAAAUAUUUGCUUGAAGAAAAAUAACUUUCAAGGUUAUUUUGCAGUUUCUAACUGUAAAAAAAAUUGGAGAGAUUUGGAAACAAAAAGAAAAUGUGAAAAUCUAAAUGAUGAAGAUCCUUACACAUUGAUACCAGUUGCGAGUAAACGAAGUAAAAUAACAUACAGAAACCGUUACUGCGCUAACUGCAAUGAAGAUAAACGAGAUUUAGAAUUUUGGAAAAUUGGUGUAACGUGCCAGCAAUUGGGUGCAAACUUAAGUUACGAUUUUCCGAAUUAUCUCGUGUACAAUUCUUAUUUGAAAACGUGGGGUGUGCUCUUGCCGAAUCAAACAUUUUUAAGAUGUAAAUUGGUACCCGUUCCUCCCGAAAACACCGAGAACUUAAGAUCUUGUUACUCGGAUACGAUAUCGACUUGUUCUACUAAUUGGAAAGACGAUUCUAUUAAAGAAAAGUGUGAGUCCUAUACGGCCAUUAUUUUGGCACGCCACAGAAUUAAGUACAGAAAUGUACAUUGCGCGGUUUGCAAUGGAGUCAACGUCACGGAUUUGAAUUGUCCAUAUCUUUCUAGUAGAGAAUUAUACCGUACCUUUGUUGAAAUUGCAGGAACACCAAAUAUCGUUUGCCUUUUUAGUGUGGGUAAUUGCAUUUGUGAAAAUAAAGUUUACGAUGCAGCUUUCAGAAAAUGUCGUGAGCUCACAUGUGGUUUGCCUUUUCUUGAACUUAAAAAUGGUAAGUGUGUUCACAAAUCAUAAAAAAUAUCAUAUCAGUGCUAAUGAAAUGUAUUUUAAAUUGUAAUAUUUUCAUUUUAAUAAAAUGA
This is a messenger RNA of Centruroides sculpturatus (bark scorpion), 1062 nucleotides long. RefSeq lists its product as uncharacterized. The transcript has a single exon. Lineage: Eukaryota; Metazoa; Arthropoda; Arachnida; Scorpiones; Buthidae. The record is from RefSeq and is a predicted model, not a curated record. The coding region runs from base 2 to 997 and encodes 331 amino acids.